Messenger RNA from Dictyostelium discoideum AX4, 183 nucleotides. RefSeq lists its product as hypothetical. Bases 1 to 183 code for a protein of 60 amino acids. The transcript has 2 exons. The record is from RefSeq and is a predicted model, not a curated record. NCBI's taxonomy places the organism in Eukaryota, Evosea, Eumycetozoa, Dictyosteliales, Dictyosteliaceae.
AUGACUAUUUCAAAUUCUUUAAAAUUAUUAAAUAUCGGAAAUGCUAUUAAAACAAAUGAAAUAGAUUAUAAUAAUAAAAAAUUUUUAAAUAAUAAUAUAAAUCAAAAUAUUAAUGAAACUUCAAAAUGGGUACCAAACAUUUUGUGGCGUGGUCAAGGUGGAAAAAAUAUUAUUGCCUUUUAA